Eptesicus fuscus (big brown bat) is the source of this 2942-nucleotide messenger RNA. RefSeq names its product sphingosine-1-phosphate receptor 1 (gene S1PR1). Gene Ontology annotation, molecular function: sphingosine-1-phosphate receptor activity. Gene Ontology annotation, cellular component: membrane. Lineage: Eukaryota; Metazoa; Chordata; Mammalia; Chiroptera; Vespertilionidae. The coding region runs from base 457 to 1581 and encodes 374 amino acids. The record is from RefSeq and is a predicted model, not a curated record. The transcript has 2 exons. Gene Ontology annotation, biological process: angiogenesis; sphingosine-1-phosphate receptor signaling pathway.
UUCUGCCCCAGAUCUUUCCUGGACAGUGAGGCUCAGCCGCCGAGAUCCGAGCCGGGGGCCCGGCCGCCGGGGAGGGCGUGGGAGCUCGGGCCGCCUCUCCCCGCCUCUUCCUUAGUUAGAGGUGCGGUGACUUCCCCGGCGGCGCGGCGCGGGGCUGGCCAAUGGAGAAUGCUGCCGCGGAGGGAGGGGACCCCGACUCCACAAGUUCGUGCGCGGCGCUGUCAGGCUCCGGCAGCAGCAAGAUGACGGGCGCGCGGCGCGGACCCAGAGCUCCCCGGACGCCACUCCGUCCCGCCUGAGCGAGGCUGCGGUUCCCGAGGCCCUGUCCAGCCGGGACACGCGGAAAGCCGGGACCUCUGACUUCCAAGCUCCCCGCCUCCGCCUCGCCCUCCAGCGCCCUCUAGCGUCCGCCGGGGAAGCGCCGCGCGGCCAAGGCUUGGGACGCCGGGGCGCGCCAUGGGGUCCACCAGCAGCUCCCUCUCUGACUACUCCAACUAUGACGUCAUCAUCCGGCAUUACAACUACACGGGGAAGCUGAACCUGGGCCAGGACAAGGACGGCGGCCUCAAGGUGACGUCCGUGGUGUUCAUCCUCAUCUGCUGCUGCAUCAUCCUGGAGAACAUCUUCGUCCUCCUGACCAUCUGGAAAACCAAGAAGUUCCACCGGCCCAUGUACUACUUCAUCGGCAACCUGGCCCUCUCGGACCUGCUGGCGGGGGUGGCCUACAUCAUGAACCUGCUCUUCUCCGGGGCCAACACCUACAAUCUGACGCCCGCGCAGUGGUUCCUGCGCGAGGGCAGCAUGUUCGUGGCGCUGUCCGCGUCCGUGUUCAGCCUGCUGGCCAUCGCCAUCGAGCGCUACAUCACCAUGCUGAAGAUGAAGCUGCACCACGAGAGCAGCAGCUCGCGCUCCUUCCUGCUCAUCAGCGCCUGCUGGGUCAUCUCGCUGGUGCUGGGCGGCCUGCCCAUCAUGGGCUGGAACUGCCUCGGCCUGCUGCCCAGCUGCUCCACGGUGCUGCCGCUCUACCACAAGCACUAUAUCCUCUUCUGCACCACGGUCUUCACCGUGCUGCUGCUCUCCAUCGUCAUCCUCUACUGCCGGAUCUACUCGCUGGUGCGCACGCGCAGCCGCCGCCUGACCUUCCGCAAGAACGCGUCCAAGGCCAGCCGCAGCUCGGAGAAGUCGCUGGCGCUGCUCAAGACGGUGAUCAUCGUGCUGAGCGUCUUCAUCGCCUGCUGGGCGCCGCUCUUCAUCCUGCUGCUGCUGGACGUGGGCUGCAAGGUGAGGACCUGUGACAUCCUCUUCAAGGCCGAGUACUUCCUGGUGCUGGCGGUGCUCAACUCGGGCACCAACCCCAUCAUCUACACGCUCACCAACAAGGAGAUGCGCCGCGCCUUCAUCCGCAUCAUGUCCUGCUGCCGGUGCCCCAGCCCCGACACCCCCGGCAAGUUCAAGCGCCCCAUCAUCGCGGGCGUGGAGUUCAGCCGCAGCAAGUCCGACAACUCCUCUCACCCCCAGAAGGACGAUGGGGACAACCCAGAAACCAUCAUGUCCUCUGGGAACGUCAACUCCUCUUCCUAAGACGGGAAGCUGCCAGCCCACGGGGAGUGUUCUUGCACGGCCACCCGCCGCCCAGUGUUUGGAAAAACAUCUCCGUGCCUGGUGCCUGGACUGCUGCCAGGGAGGAGCUGCCGGAGCCGGAGCCGGAGCCAGAGGGGGUGCGGGGCGAGCAAAGGGCCCGUGACGCAGGGUGGGGUCGGAGGGUACAGUGAGUCCUGUGAACAAUGCGCCGGGAAGGGUGGAGAGCGGUCCGCGGGCCUGGAGCCUACUUCCUCUCCCUGAGCUUUGAUUUUGCACUGAGCCAGAGGUCAGCAUGGCCAAGCUCCCGGCGGGGUCGUGCGGCCCCUCCUGGAAGCCCGAGGUCCCCGGGGAAAGUGUCGUCUGGAGCUUUGAGGAGAAGAUGUUUCUUCACUUGAGUUGCCAGCUACAUGCGCACUUCUGCUUCUCCAGGGAUGCUCCAGGCCCCGCCCCUCCUUCCCCGGCACACCCCUCCUCGGCAUCCUCCCACCGGGUAUCUAACUGCCUGGCAUGCAUCAGGCUGGGGUGGCCUGGUCCAUUGCUCCAGCAUCGGUAGCUGGUGGGCUUGUCCAGGAAGCAGACGGAGGAGCUGGAGCCAGUUCGGACAUGGGGGGCAGUUUCAUUUGCUGAGGCCAAAGUUUCCACGCAAGCUGGAUCCGUUGUUUUUGGAAUUUGGUUGUAGUCACUUUGAUUUUUUUUUUUUUUACAUCUUUACAAUGGAAUGUGUGACAGUAUCCUGCCAUUGUGCCUGAAAUCUGCAUGGGGAAGCCCAGCUUAUCUAACGGUAUCAGCCAGGACCCUUCACGUCCAGGAGAGACAAAGGCCCCACACGAGGAGAGCACCCACUGCGGGGGAGGGAACUGUCCACCAGGAGGGAUUUCCUAACGAAUUUGCCUAACAAACACCACGUCGGUCCUGGGCACUUUUGUCGAUGUUUCUUACGGAGUGUGUGUGAAGCAUUUCCACCAGGGGUGGUAUCUUGUUGUGUUAAAAGUACUCUUCAUGAUUGUUGAAUGUAUGGGUUUCAGCAUUUUAUUGGAUUUUCCUAACCUGUGUUAACACCACUGAAUGUGUAUUUCUUAAGAAAGUGUCACCCUCUUGUGCCCUUAAAGCAUUACUUUAACUGGUAGGGAACCCAGAAGUUUCCAGUACAGCUGUGUUUUAACUAGUUCAUUGGGCAUGCGUGUAAAUGUUACAAAGAAUAAAAUGUAUUGCUGUCUCUUUAGUAUGGUUUCCAGUGCAAUUAAACCAAGAAAUGUCUUUUUUUUAAAAACAUAGUAUUUAAUAGUUUUCUGACUUUUGUGGAUCAUUUUGCACAUAGCUUUAUCAACUUUUAAACAUUAAUAAACUGAUUUUUUUAAAGA